AUGGGAACACGGAAGAAGUGUGAGCACGGCACAUUCAUCGGGUAUGAUGACAAGGUCAAGGACAAUCGCGUGUUUGUCAAACGCAUCAAGAAGGUUUUGGCAUCGCGGCAUGUCCAGUCGAUAAACUCGGCCAAGAAGAGUAUCUACAAGGAUCUACAAGCUAUAGAUGAUGUACAUAUCGACACUUCUCUGACGCAGAGGGCAUACCGAGUCCAAGUGAAUAUGGAUCGAGUGUUUCUGGUCGCGAAGAAAUUGAAGAUGACUUACACACUGGUGUAA
Molecule: messenger RNA, 279 nt
Organism: Peronospora matthiolae
Lineage: Eukaryota; Oomycota; Peronosporomycetes; Peronosporales; Peronosporaceae
Source: the annotation of a GenBank genome assembly